This is a messenger RNA of Mangifera indica (mango), 1648 nucleotides long. RefSeq names its product glucan endo-1,3-beta-glucosidase-like. Bases 73 to 1542 code for a protein of 489 amino acids. Gene Ontology annotation, molecular function: hydrolase activity, hydrolyzing O-glycosyl compounds. The record is from RefSeq and is a predicted model, not a curated record. Gene Ontology annotation, biological process: carbohydrate metabolic process. NCBI's taxonomy places the organism in Eukaryota, Viridiplantae, Streptophyta, Magnoliopsida, Sapindales, Anacardiaceae. Gene Ontology annotation, cellular component: plasma membrane. The transcript has 3 exons.
CACUCCAACAUUAACCCUUCACAAGACAAAACCAACACUAUCUCUCUGCUCACCUCACUUCUUAACUCAACCAUGGCUACUCUAACCAAACGCUCUCAACUUCUCCUGUUACUUGUUUCAUGCCACCUCUACUUCCACUCCGGCACCGCCGGUGCCAGCUACUCCAUCGGCGUCAACUACGGAGCCCUCGCCAAUAACCUCCAGCCACCUCAGCAAGUCGCCAACUUCCUUAAAACCCAAACCACCAUUGACCGCGUUAAACUCUUCGACGCAAAUCCCGAUUUCCUACGCGCCUUCGCCAACACUAACAUUUCCGUCACCGUUACGAUCGGUAACGGCGACAUCCCUGCUCUCGCCAAACUGCCGGCCGCGCAGUCCUGGAUCGCGAAUAACAUUCUACCACAUCACCCUCAAACAAUCAUCAGAUAUAUAACCGUUGGUAACGAAGUCUUGGCCACUUCAGACAAAAACCUAAUUGCUCAUCUUUUGCCUUGUAUGAGAGCUCUAAAAUCAGCUCUCGAUCUGGCGAAGGUGAGUAGUAUUCAAGUGACUACGCCUCAUUCGCUGGGUAUUUUAUCGGCUUCUGAGCCACCAAGUGUGGGAAGAUUUCGAAAGGGUUAUGAUAAGGCUGUGUUCGCUAAGAUACUCGACUUUCAUAAUCAGACCAAAUCGCCUUUUAUGGUUAACCCGUACCCGUAUUUUGGUUUUAAGCCGCAGACGCUAAACUAUGCUUUGUUUAAGCCAAACGCUGGCGUUUUUGAUCCAGCGACGGGGAAAAAUUACACUAACAUGUUUGAUGCGCAGCUUGACGCAGUUUACUCGGCAAUGAAGAAGGUCGGUUAUGGUGAUGUGGAUAUUGUAGUGGGAGAGACCGGUUGGCCGUCGGCGGGUGAGCCGAACCAACCGGAUUCGAAUUUACAGAACGCGCUGUCGUAUAAUGGCAACCUUGUGAAGCACGUGAACUCUGGUAAAGGGACGCCUCUCAUGCCUAAUCGGAUAUUUGAGGUUUACAUUUUUGCUUUGUUCAAUGAGAAUCUGAAACCGUCUAUCUCGGAACAGAAUUUCGGGUUAUUUAAACCCGACUUCACUCCGGUUUACGAUGUGGGCAUUUUGCGGGGUAAGCAGGCACAAAGUCCCACCUCACCAUCUGCACAACCACCAUCAACGGCCAUGAAAUGGUGCGUACCGAAAUCAGACGCCACUGAUGCGCAGCUACAGGCGAACAUUGACUACGUGUGCGGUACUGGAGUGGAGUGCAGGCCUAUACAGGCUGGUGGGGACUGCUUUAAUCCGAACAACGUGCGGUCACAUGCAUCAUAUGCGAUGAACGCAUACUAUCAGGCCAACGGACGACAUGAUUACAACUGUGAUUUCGGCCACACCGGGGUGCUGACUUCCACGGAUCCAAGUCACGAGGCAUGUGAUUACUCAUCAGCCGAAGAAGUAAAGAUAGAAAAGUCGGUGGCGGGAGACACGAUUAGAUUUUGUUUGUCUAGGGUGAUGAUUAUUGUAACAUUAAUUCAACUUUUGUUUGUAAUUUAAAUGGAAUUGCGGAGCAUUGGUGGGCCUCUUAAAUUUUUGUGUGUGUGUAGUCAUUGGAAGAAGGCCUCGUUUGUGUUGGUGUUUUCAGUAAAUUACCUUUUCCCCA